CUUUCUUUUCUUCUUUUUUUAAUCUGCAAAAAUCUGUUAACUCCUGGAAGAAGAAGGGAAAAAAAAUCCCCCCCUCCCAAAGCGGCGGAGAGACAAUUGGAGGAGGGAGAAAAGCGCUCCGCACUUCUGGUCUCAUGGACAGCGGGUCCAUUAUCACCCAGGUUAGCAAGGAAGAGGUGAACACCCCCCUGCAGGAGAAAGGUGCUCAAAACACAUCACCUUCCAAGAAGCCCAGGAACCGCAGCAUCUUCCAGUCCCUCUUUUGCUGCCUGUGCCAUGACAACUCAGAGCCUAUCCCAGUCAACAACAAUGCCCCACUGCUGGUGGAGGAAAACGGUUCGGUGACCAAGGCGACUGUCAAGUGCUUGCUUCCAGAAAUCAAGCCUCAGGAUGCCAAUAAAAUCUGUGUGGUCAUCGACCUGGAUGAGACGUUGGUACAUAGUUCCUUUAAGCCGGUGAACAAUGCAGACUUCAUUAUCCCAGUGGAGAUUGAUGGGGUCAUGCACCAGGUGUAUGUACUGAAGCGACCUCACGUGGAUGAGUUUCUAAGGCGGAUGGGUGAGCUCUUUGAGUGUGUGCUCUUCACUGCUAGUCUGGCAAAGUAUGCAGAUCCCGUGGCUGACCUGCUGGAUAAGUGGGGCGCCUUCCGCACCCGCCUCUUCCGCGAGUCAUGCGUCUUCCACCGUGGGAACUACGUCAAGGACCUCAGUCGCCUGGGCCGCGACCUGACGCGCAUCAUCAUUGUGGACAACUCUCCUGCGUCUUAUGUCUUCCACCCUGACAAUGCUGUGCCUGUGGCUUCGUGGUUUGACAACAUGGCUGACACGGAGCUUCUUGACCUCUUGCCCUUCUUUGAAAGACUCAGCAAAGUGGACGACGUCUAUACAGUGCUAAAGCAGCACCGGACUAGCAGCUAGUGACCGCAGGGGCUUUGGGCAGGGGAAGGAGGGGUGUAUGCCCACCUCGGCCGCGUCCUCCUGUCGAGCAGGACGGCCUGCUGCUCCCCUCAGCCUAGCCCCUGGCAGCCUCACCGAGCAGUGCAGAGCACAGAACGUCCUGCACGGGGCAGCAGAGAGCACUUGUUCCCAUGGGGCGCCAGGACAGAACCUGGUGCCUGGACGUGACCUUGAACCCUACAGGGGAAAUCUCCGCGACGUGUUUAAAUGGUUUGUUCCCCUUGCUUCACGGGCUGUGGAGAUGGGGCCUCAGCCUUUCUGCCCCCCCGCCCCCUCACACUGUGGGACCAAAACAGUGGUCCUUUCCACUCUAACCAAGGGGGAAACCAGAACCCUGCCUUAUUCCCUCAUCACCAGGUUGGGCUGCCCCACAAGGACCAGUCCCAGGUGCCCAGUUCAUCUUGUCACUGCCCUGUGUUCGCUCCCAGCUUCUUCACCAACGCUGCCCUAGAUUUCCUGGGUAGGGAUCAGGAGUGGUGCUGCCGCCCCUCCUGUAUCACCGGCCGACUGGGAGAAUCCGAGCAGAACGUAGCAAAGAGAAACUGGAGAAAGAGGCCUAAAAGGCCUAAUGGUCAGAACUCAAGUGGGGAUGGGGUGGGUGGGGAGAAUUGGCGUUGAAAGUAUCUGGAAUGAUACCAAAAGGGGACAAAACUUUUAGAAGGACGUAGCUGCAUCUGUAAAAGGAAUUGAGUGGUCUGCUCCUGACAUUUGAGGGCUGCGGCUUUCCUAAAUUGGAGAGCUUCCUUGGAAGUUAUCUCUCUUGGGAUAGAUCCUGGGUUGGAUAUAUUUCUCGUUCUUCGUUGAAAUUUUCCCCUUCGUGGGGAAAAUUGUCUCACAACUUCUCCUAAUUUGGAAAGGAGACAGACAGGGAAUCCCUGGUUUUACUCAGUUAUCUGUCUGAAUGGGUGGCAAGACAAAAGGGUGGCAGGAGAUGUUUCACCUCAGGAAGGAGAGGAUGUUCCUCCUCACCGAGAUUUGAGAUAAACACGAGCUCUGCUAGUCCUACCCAGUGGGGCCCUGAGCAGCGAGGUCAUCGUCGGUAGGACAGUCACACAUCCCCCCCACAACUCGAUUCCGGCCCUUCUCCUAACUGGAGGCACAGACCCAAACUGGUGUCAAGAUUGGUUGGAGCAGGGACAAACCGUUCCUGAUAUGACACCCAUCUAAGGGUGAUACUCAGAUGGGGCUUCUCGAGUUCUUGAGCGAGGUUCGCAUCAGUCUUGAAGUGGCCAAGAGGAAAGUUCACACAGCUGGUCGAUCGGUACUAAAGAGGGACAAUAUCAUCUCUAGAACAGCCACGUUUGUUCCAGUUUUUAAAAGACUGAAGCUGGUGAUACGGUCCUGCAGAACCCAAGUAUGACACACUCAAAUUGCCCUCCCCGUAGCUUCUCUGUGUUCCACAACAGCCCUGAGCUUUGCCUACUCCAGCCUUUGGCUUCUCCAUGGCUGGCCCUCCAGCUCUGUCCUAGCUCUGCCCUCCCUGUGAGUGUGGCCAGAAAUCUUGUGAAAAGAGGAUGGGCAGGGAAAGAAGGGGGAGGCCGGAUGCUCUUCCUUUGUCGCCGUGGGUUUUUUCUCUGUUUAUGCUGUAGUGCCUUCAGAUCCCACCAUCUCCUUUCCUGGAUUGGAUCCAGAGCCUCGGGGCUAUAGUUGAAAUUCUAUAUCCUUCCUGGACUUGUGGAAAAAAAUGUGCCUUUUAGAAGUGAUGGACCUGCAGGGACCAAUGGAAGCGAGAAAAGACUGUGAGAUAGUGCUGGUGGAUGGAGCCUAUUUCCACGGCUUUGAUAACGACCCAGCUGUGCUCAGUUCCCAAAAGUGCUUUUUGCUCAGGAGACCUUCCAUCCCAUUAACCAUGUUUCUUCCCACCCCAGCAUCUUUUGAAAGCUGAUUUGACCAGGAGUGAAGCUUGAGCCAGAGUGAAAUCAUCUUGGUCCUCUGCCCUAACCACUUUCUACAAGAUAUGGAUUUGCCUUGGGUUUUUCUCCAGUGCCAUCUUGAAUUUGCCUUAAAAUAUUUGGGGGGGUUCUUUGGGAGGGGGGAUUGGAUACAAGGAAGCCUUGUGCCUUUUACUCUUGUCCUUGGCUGUCCAUACAAGAAAGGACCUGAUGUUGCAGGUCUUUAGAGCCUUAGCCCAUUUCAGGGUGGAGUUGCUUAGGGAUGGGACAGGCCAUGGCUCUCAGUGGUGGCUCAUUUACUGGCCUGCUAAUACCACACAGAGCAAAGGACCACGUGGAACCUUGCUACCAGGGAGUAAUUGUGGUGCUCUUUGCUAUCCAGUAUGUUAUUACAAUUACAUCUUACUAAAUUACUGUUGUAAUGAAUCGAGAAUAGUUUAUGUACCUCUUUGCUACCAUACUGGACCUGACCAUGGAAGAUCCAGUGAGCACAACACUCUGUCUCUUGUUGGGAAUGAUGCAGGAUGCUUAGAAAACUUUUGAGCAUGGGGUUGUGUUCCCUGAUGCAGGGGUGGACAACCUGUGGUCCUCCAGAGGUUUUGGCCCAUACCUCCUAUCAGCUCUAACCAGCGAAUCUAAUGGUGAGGGAUGAUGGGAGUUGUGGGCCAAAAAAAAAUCUGUGGGCAACAAGCUGUCCACAGCUACUGCUGGAUCUAUCCUUCAGGAAUGUAUAAUGUCUUGGUUUUUAAAAUUCAGCAAAGCUGGUGUUAUCCUGCAGUGAUGAGAACUGCAGAUAACUCAUGCAGUGGAUGAAAACAAUCCUUUUUUAAAAAAUCUGAAAUAUUACUGUGUUUUUAAAGAUUUUGUUGUUUGAUGGAAAAAUAAAAACAGCAUUGCCCUAACACCCCCCUGCUGAAUCCCUCCCCAUUCAAAUGUCAAAUCUCCCAAAUUCAGAGAAGAAAGGCUGAAAGAAAGGAAAGACAUUGUUUUUAUUUUUGUUUAAUUAGUCUCACCUCUUUCCUGCACCCCUGCUGUUUGCACAUCUUUGGUAUUUAUCGCUAACACUACAUGGAAACUCCAUAAAUCCACAGUCACUCCUAAACAAGCUUGAGCAAUUUUGCAUAUUUGCAUAUGAAAUUGGCUGAUCUUGAACUAAUACAUAAAUCAAAGCUUAGGUAUCCACUGGUCUUUUCAGAUCUCCAAAUGUCACACAGCUCUCAUGAGUUUAAAAGUAACAAAAUGCACACUUAAUAUGUAUCUUAAUGCAAUUUUUGCUUUUAAAUUUUCAGAUGAAUGUAGAAAUAAAGCUGAAUUAAGGGUAAAAGCAUAAAAAAAGGACACAGAACAGAAAUAUAUCCCUGGUCACUCCACAAUACCUUUUAAUUCCGGCUAUUUCAAUGAAGAGCCUUGUGACCCCUACAAGAUUGACUUAACACAUUUACCUUUCUUGUGAGUGGGGAAUUAAAGCUGCAAUCCUGUGCUGCAGUAAGCUGCACUGAAUGCAUGAUUUCUCUCCUGCCCUCCCCUGAUCAAACAUCUUUUCAAGACAGCGUAAGCACCAAUGUCUAUCUACCCAGUCUUCUCCACUGAAGUAGCUAAGUUUUGCUCAGUUUGUACCAUGGGAAGUACAUCGUACCUGAUCCUCCCACUGCCACCAUCCUUUAUAUGGCGCUCUCAAAAGAAACUGUGGGUCCUGUGCCCAGGCGGUUCAGGAGUCCCCCAUUCUGGCAGUACUGAUUGCUUCCUGGGUGACCUGUGAGCCACUGCUGAUCCAUCAGCCCCUGCUGGCCAGAUUCCCCCCUUUCUGAGGUCCCUCCCAAUGGGAGUGGCCGCAUGCCAUAGCUCCACUCAGGGAGGUUUUAUUUUUUUACAGGAUGCAGAAGGAAUUCUAGCUGGGCACAUUCUAGAUGCUAUAAAUAUGUAUAAUGCGUGUGUGUGUGAGGGAAAACAGGGAGGGAGGGAGGGAGGGAGGGGAAGCCAUCUGAAGAUUUUUAUAGUUGUCUUUUUUAACAGUGUUCUUGGGAGAGGGUAAUUAUUUUUGUGUGGUUGGUGGGUUGUCGUUCUUUCUGGUAUAAAAGGAAGUGUGGUGGGAAGUGGUUUUUGCCCAUGAGUUGACAUCUUUUCUCAGAGAGUUCUCCGUUUCUCCGAAUGCUUGCUGCCCCCCCCCCCUUGCCCCCUUCUGCAACACAUCCGCUGGAACAGAGGAAGGAAGGUGGUCUUCCCCUCCCCUGCCAUGUUCCACACUCUUGGUGUUAAUAGCUGCCUCUGCGAAGGGUUAAGCUCCUCCAAGCUCUUGUCUCCAUCUCUAAUUUGUUUCCCCCAUCUGCAUAGUAGAAGGAAUGCCUAAAGCUGCUACCCCUAGGAAGAAAUUUCCCUUAUCGCCUUCCUUUCUCAUUGCAAACUUUCUCUGCUUCUGUCCUUGCUUCCUUCCACUACCCCCUUUUGUUCCAGGGGGUGGAAGUGGGAGCAGUGGAGACUGCCUUUCUACCCCAGAGUGAUACUUGCUGAACAGUUGCAAGCAAGCCUCCAAAAGCAUUUUUCCUCCAAGGGCGUUUGUCCCCCUUCUUUUCUCCCUCAAGUUGCCUUAUUCCACUUUUUUAUUUUUAAUGGGAGAGGAGAAAUAAAGGAUCAAUGCCAGCAUCCAAACAGGAAUUUUCUAAUACAGUAUUGAGAAAUCUCAGCACUUUAUUGGGAAAGUAAAAGCUGAUGCCCUCUCAGUGCCAAUUUGAAAGAACUUGGAAGAUUUCCAAACUAGUCAGUGCAACCAAGACUCCUUGCUCAAACUGUCCUCUUGUGUUUUCUGAGGUAGCACUAGAGGGGAUCACCAGGUUCUUCCCCUGAAAGCCUCUUUAUAAAAGUUACUAGUCCUUAAUGCUUCAGUUCCCCCAUGCAGCUGUGUACGGAGAAGGAGAUACUCCCCAAUAUUCAGGCUCUCAAUAUGUACUGUUCACCACAAAUUGAUCUUUUAACAAUGAACAAGAGAGUAAGGAAAUCACAGAUCAAAAGUGCCUUCUCGUGUGAUUCAAACUGUAAAAUAAUCUUUAAAAAAAUACAAACCCAUAAGAACA
Molecule: messenger RNA, 5916 nt
Organism: Varanus komodoensis (Komodo dragon)
Lineage: Eukaryota; Metazoa; Chordata; Lepidosauria; Squamata; Varanidae
Gene: CTDSP1
Product: CTD small phosphatase 1
Exons: 7
Coding region: 135-917 (260 amino acids)
Molecular function (GO): RNA polymerase II CTD heptapeptide repeat phosphatase activity
Source: RefSeq, a predicted model, not a curated record